Molecule: messenger RNA, 2085 nt
Organism: Endocarpon pusillum Z07020
Lineage: Eukaryota; Fungi; Ascomycota; Eurotiomycetes; Verrucariales; Verrucariaceae
Exons: 4
Coding region: 1-2085 (694 amino acids)
Biological process (GO): protein deubiquitination
Cellular component (GO): cytosol; nucleus
Molecular function (GO): cysteine-type deubiquitinase activity; cysteine-type endopeptidase activity
Source: RefSeq, a predicted model, not a curated record
AUGGCUUCCUGGAUCGGGAAAUUAAAGAGCGCGUCGUCCGUUAAUGGAGAUAGCAACUUACCUCUCCAGCAGGGCCCAUCCAGUCCGUCCGGUGUGUCCAGCAAGAAAGAUGCCGCCUCGAACCAAACAUCUCUGGAGAAGUUGUUGAUGAACGCCGGCCCGAUACGAAGCGAUGGAAGUGACAAAUUCUUCGGGAUGGAAAAUUUUGGCAAUACUUGUUAUUGCAACUCGAUAUUACAGUGUUUAUACUAUUCCGUACCAUUUCGAGAGCAGGUCCUUAAUUAUCCGAAACGAGCCGCUCCACCUCGAUCCAAUGCAAUCAAACCAGCAAACGCCGCCGCCGGCAAACCAACAGCGAAUGGCUCAGCACGGAACCCCGGUGCGCCGAUGGGCUCACAAAAGCCGGAGGACAAGGACUCUCCCGAAUUUAAGAAGAAGCAGGCUUUACUGAAUGGGCCAAUACUGAACAUGAGCUAUGAAAACACGUCCGGGUAUGAUAUGCCAGAAACACUGUAUACUGCGCUGAAGGACGUUUUCGAAGCUAUUGUUGCCACUCAAUCACGAAGAGGAGUGGUUAGCCCAACUAAAUUCUUGGAGGUGCUCAGGCGGGACAACGAGAUGUUUCGAACAGCAAUGCAUCAGGACGCGCACGAAUUCUUGAAUUGGGUACUUAAUCAAGCGAUGGAAAGUGUCGGGGCCAAUGCCAAAAAGGUCGAAGCCGAGAAAGAGGCACAUGAAACCAAGGGAGAAGCGAAUGGUGAUGUCUUCAAGAAAGAUGCAUCCUCGGGGUCGUUGCCUUCUCAGUUCUGGCCUCCCAAAACCGAGCAUACUCCACAACACUGGAUACACGAUCUUUUCGAAGGCACCCUGACCUCGGAAACGCGAUGUCUGACCUGUGAGAACAUAUCCCAGCGAGAUGAAGCCUUUUUAGAUCUUUCAGUUGAUUUGGACCAGCAUUCUUCCGUGACGGCAUGUCUCCGAAGAUUCUCAGAAGAGGAAAUGCUAUGUGAACGGAACAAAUUCCACUGCGACAACUGCGGAGGCUUGCAGGAAGCAGAGAAGCGCAUGAAGGUGAAGAGACUACCAAAGAUUCUCGCUCUGCAUCUAAAGCGAUUCAAGUACACGGAGGAUUUACAACGAUUACAGAAGCUUUUUCACAAGGUGGUGUACCCAUAUCACCUGAGGUUAUUCAAUACAACCGAUGAUGCGGAGGAUCCGGACAAAUUAUACGAGCUGUAUGCCGUUGUCGUACACAUCGGUGGUGGUCCAUAUCACGGUCAUUACGUCGCCAUCAUCAAGACACAAGAUAGAGGCUGGCUGUUGUUUGACGAUGAAAUGGUGGAGCCAGUGGACAAGAGUUACGUUAGAAAUUUCUUUGGCGAUCGGCCUGGGCUCGCAUGCGCCUACGUUCUAUUCUAUCAAGAAACGACAUUGGAAGCAGUGCAGAGGGAACAAGAGAGAGAGGGCAAACCACGGGCGUCUGUGGAAGAACAGACCGUCGUCAAGUUGAACGGUACGGCCGAUGUACCACGAAUACACAGCAUAAGUCCGCCGACUACAUCAGAAGAUCCUGGCAAGUUCACGACCCUUGAGCAUGCAUUGACGCUUCCACAACUACCCCCAUUGAAAGCCAGUGCCAAUUCUCUCACCUCACCAAUUUCAUCGCCUCUGAGCCCGAGAAGAGCUGACUUUCUCUGGCGGAAGGACAGGGGGAAGGAUGAAAAAAAAUUGGCAGAAAAAGAGAAAGAAAAGGCUGAGAAGCAUAAGCGGAAAGAGCUUGAAAGCAAGCCUAAGGAGAUGCAGCCUGCAGAAGCUGCCGACCAUGGCUCUCCUUCAACAAUCCCUCAGAUCUCAGCUCCCGAUGAUCCCCCGUCUGCGCACACAGCUGGCAAGGAGAAUACAUCUGCUAGUCUUGGUGGCCUUGACCGGUUCAAGCGAACGAGUAAAAGUCUCAAGUUUGGGUCGCUAGGUAAGAAGGACAAGCCCGUGGUGGUAGAAGACGAGCUUGAUUCACCACACGCCCCGGAUAAAGAAAAGAAGAACCGCUUCAGUAUACGCAAAAAGUCGUUCGGCCUGUUAUCAUAA